GGUGGGAGGUGGAAGUCAGAGGAAGCAAACGCCAAAGAGACGAGAGAGAUACUGAACUGCCCAGAAGAGCGCGGGCUGACUCCCUCGAAAUAAUCCCUUUUUUAAUAUUCAACUUUCUCAAAACGUCUGCAGAAAUGAUGCAGAUGCCUGAGCUUCACAUCCCGAGGAACUCUCUGUUCACGGCCAUGAACCGCUUCAUCGGUGCCGUCAACAACAUGGACCAGACGGUAAUGGUGCCAAGCCUGUUGAGAGACGUGCCACUCGAAGAUGACAAGCGGCAGCGCCAGAGCCAAGAGCCUGGCAGCUACUUGCGGGACGCUGAGGCGGAUAUGUACACCUACUACACGCAGCUCAAGUCUAUCCGCAACGAAAUUGAAUGGGGCGUCGUCCGCGUUGAGGAGAAGAGGCCCAAGGAGAAAUCCUUUGUUGCUACGGAGACGCUGCACACAGAGCCUGAAAGCGAAGACGUGGAUUUGGAGCAGCUCUUGCAGUAUCAUCUCAAGGGGCUCCACUGCGUGCUGAACAAGCUCACCAGCCAAGCCAACAACCUGACAAACCGUUACAAGCAGGAGAUCGGCAUUGCAGGCUGGGGCCAGUGAGCCCGCGUGCUCUCGGUAGCGAAUAUGACCCAUUUCAGGGACUGCGAAAAAAUCGAACGUCUAAAGACUGACGUCUUGACAUUAAUUGCGAAAGGACUGUUCAAGUAUUUCAUGUGGUGUUGAUUUUAAUAUUAACCAAAACGGUCGUGGUUAUGUCACAUAUUUGCACAAUUUCCGUUCUGUAACAACUGAAAUGAUAUGUAUAAGCAUUGGUAUGCAGGUGGGACCUGUUGGAUUUUUAAACAUUCUCUUCCGAUGCUGAGAGUGGACAGAAGACUGCUUCUGGUCUUAUGAUGUUAGCGCUCUCUGACGACCUGUCAACGCUACGGAAUGAGUUUAAUAUAUCUUAUGAGUUUAAUAUAUUUAUUUUUUAUUGUUUAGGCAGAAAGUUAGUUUGAUAGAGAAGGCUUGGAUAAAUUCCAUACCAGUGAUCUGAAACUAACUGAAUCGAUGAACAGGAAUGCCUUGAUAUGCUCAAAUAUUGUGAGUUAUGAAGGGUUCCUUGAGACUCUGUUACCACUUUGUUGUUUGUUUGUCCAAAGAAUUUGACAUUAUUUUUAUACCUGAAAUUAUUUUAUUGUAAAAUAAAAAAACCUCUGUAAGAUGAGUGUUAAGCUUA
This is a messenger RNA of Electrophorus electricus (electric eel), 1218 nucleotides long. RefSeq names its product MID1 interacting protein 1a (gene mid1ip1a). Gene Ontology annotation, biological process: regulation of lipid biosynthetic process. NCBI's taxonomy places the organism in Eukaryota, Metazoa, Chordata, Actinopteri, Gymnotiformes, Gymnotidae. The record is from RefSeq and is a predicted model, not a curated record. Gene Ontology annotation, cellular component: cytosol.